AUGCCAAGCUUGUCGGAGUUGAUCGAGGCUAAAAAAGGUGCGAAUGCCGCCUUACGAGCCGCCAAUGCAUCAAAAAGUUGCGAAGGAGAUGAGAUUCUGGCUAUUGAAGCAAGCCAUUUAAACGAUGAACAUCACUCGUCGAUAGUUCAGUCUAACUCGUACUUGAUUGAUUCAACAUAUGAUAGUCUCCAUUCAUCGGCGGGCAAUUUUAGCAGAAGCAUCAUCGAGCCAAAAAACAAAUCCUCGAUCAGCCACAAAGCACACGAUGUAAUUGUUGAAGAGCGCACGGAUAUCGACAACGUUGAGAAUAAAAAAUCGAAUAUUUCUCUUCCAGCCCCAGCCAAGCAAAAUAUUUCUCGAUGUCUAAGUGAUACGCGAAUAAAAGUCAAGGAUCGAAAUCGUGCAAACGAAUCGCGAGGUGCCAUUGAAAGGAGUACUUCUUUAUAUCAGUUCAUCGAUGUUAAUGAGUUGCUCACGAUAAAUGGGCAGUUAUUUCGCAAAGACAAUAUCGUGGGAAAAGGUGGCAGCUCGGUGGUUUGGUCAGCUGCCAACAUGGCGACAAAACAAGAAGUUGCGAUAAAGAUUGUGUCUCUAAAUGAAGAUCAUGGGGUCAUUGAAGCCUACACAAAUGAGAUAGCCAUAUUGGAAGAGUUGAAAGAUUGCCGACGUGUGAUUCAUCUUUUUGAUCAUGAGUUUAUGUAUGAGCAACAACUGCUAUACAUUGUACUGGAAAAAGGCGCUACCGAUUUUGGGACAUUCAUCAAAGAGCGGCACAGAAGUAAGGCCAUUAAUGCCACGUUUAUUCAUUUUUAUUGGGAAGAAAUGCUGCUCUGUGUUCAAACCAUUCACGAAAAAGGGAUCAUUCACAAGGAUUUGAAGCCUGCAAAUUUUCUGCUCGUCGGUGGAGAUUUAAAAUUAAUCGACUUUGGGAUUUCCACACAAAUGCCCAAGAAUCAGGAUUCGCUGCAAUCAUCUGUGAUACUUGGAACCCCGAGUUACAUGGCCCCAGAAAUGUUGCAAUCAACGGGCGAAACAACGGCUAAAGUUGAUGUAUGGUCACUUGGUUGUAUCUUAUAUGCAAUUGUUUAUGGCAGGACACCCUUUCAAAAAUAUCGAGUGACAUCGGAGAAAAUUAAAGCGAUUUGCAAUCCAAAAGUGGAAAUUGACUUUCCUCCACACCAUGAUUCGUUGCUGGUUGAGACGAUGAAGUGGUGCUUAGUCCGAGAUCCUCGGCGACGAGCCUCGAUUAAAGAAUUGCUCGAGCAUCCAUUUUGUGAUUCAAGAAGAAAACAACCAAGUGCCUCGGAUUCCUCAGCACUUGUGGACUUUGCCGCUGAUCUUCUGUCCAAAACACCCAAUUCACGACAACGGGCACUCGAAACACUUUGCAGAAGAUUUGAAUCUACGAGCCUCUCAACUCCACAAUUGGACCUU
This is a messenger RNA of Mesorhabditis belari, 1434 nucleotides long. The record is from the annotation of a GenBank genome assembly. Lineage: Eukaryota; Metazoa; Nematoda; Chromadorea; Rhabditida; Rhabditidae.